GCCGUGGCGCCCCCUUGCGUGGCUCUUCGGUCGCAGAGUCGCGUGACUUCAAUCCCCGGUUCGCAAGGCCACGAGGCUGGGUCGUCAUGGUCCGGACCCCAUUGUCGGCCUCUGCCCGUCGCCUGCUCCUCCCAGGCUCCUGCGGCCGACCCCAGUGCCAUAUGCAGCCCACAGGCCACGAGGGUUCCCGCGCGCUCAGCCGGCGGCAUCUGCGGCGUCUGCUGCUCCUGCUAUUGCUGUUGCUGCUGCGGCAGCCCGUAACCCGCGGGGAGACCACACCCGGCGCCCCCAGAGCCCUCUCCACGCUGGGCUCCCCCGGCCCCUUCACCACGCCGGGCGUCCCCAGCGCCCUCACUAUGCCAGGCCUCACUACUCCAGGCACCACCAAAACCCUGGACCUUUGGAGUCGCGCGCAGGCCCUGAUGAGGGAUUUCCCCCUCGUGGACGGCCACAAUGACCUGCCCCAGGUCCUGAGACAGCGUUACAAGAAUGUGCUUCAGGAUGUUAACCUGCGAAAUUUCAGUCACGGUCAGACCAGCCUGGACAGGCUUCGAGACGGCCUCGUGGGUGCCCAGGAGAGGCUGCGGCUAGAGGGCCCAGGGCUGGGACGGGACCUUCGCGGGGGUCCGGUUUCCAGGGUCGCGGAGAAGUUGGAUGCAGACGCUGGAAAUGGGAAGGAGGGCGCAGAGCAAGGACACCCCGCGACCCAUCUCACAGAACCCUAA
Molecule: messenger RNA, 725 nt
Organism: Chlorocebus sabaeus (green monkey)
Lineage: Eukaryota; Metazoa; Chordata; Mammalia; Primates; Cercopithecidae
Source: RefSeq, a predicted model, not a curated record